AGAAAUGCUUGCCAGAUGUGUACCUUCGUUUUUCGUGAAAUUAUUUUCUACGAUUUUGAGGUGAUAUAGAAAUAUGGGAAAGUUAAUCCUACCCUGAGUUUGGUAGCUGUCUGAAAGGAAGAAACGGCUGCAGGAUGGCUGACCUUGAGGCCGUGUUGGCUGAUGUCAGCUACCUGAUGGCGAUGGAGAAGAGUAAAUCUACUCCAGCUGCCCGAGCAAGCAAGAAAAUCGUUCUUCCGGAUCCCAGCGUGAGAAGCUUCAUGCGUAGGUAUCUCGAAAAGAUGGGAGAAGUCAAGUUCGAGAAAAUCUUCAAUCAACGCCUCGGCUACCUGUUGUUCAAAGAAUUCUGUGAGCAAGCUUGCGGGGACAACGUGCCAGCGUUGAAGUUCCACGAAGAUAUAAAGCGAUUCGAGAAGAUCAAGAGUUGCGAGGAGCGCAAGAAACUCGCGCGGGAAAUAUACGAUAACUACAUUAUGAAGGAAUUGCUCUCGAAUUCCUACACCUAUUCUAAAGAGGCCGUCAGUCAUGUGCAGAGGUGUCUGACGCGGAACGAAACCCCUCCGAAUCUUUUUGAGGUAAAAUCUGUGGAACCUCAACAAUUUGCACUGAGUUUUUCGUGGUUCUUACAGCCUUAUCUGGAAGAAGUCAUGCAGCAUUUGCGGGAGUUUUUUCCUAAGUUCGUUGAAAGUGAUAAGUUCACGCGGUUUUGCCAAUGGAAAAACCUGGAGCUGAACAUUCAGAAACAGUUGACGAUGAAUGACUUCAGCGUGCAUCGCAUCAUUGGACGGGGAGGGUUUGGUGAGGUGUACGGGUGUCGAAAGGCGGAUACUGGGAAAAUGUAUGCAAUGAAGUGUCUUGACAAGAAACGCAUUAAAAUGAAACAGGGUGAGACACUGGCGCUGAAUGAGCGUAUCAUGCUGUGUCUAGUCAGCACCGGCACAGACUGUCCAUUUAUUGUUUGCAUGACUUACGCGUUCCACACGCCGGACAAGCUGUGUUUCAUUCUCGAUUUGAUGAAUGGGGGUGAUCUUCACUAUCACCUUUCGCAGCACGGAGUUUUCAACGAACAGGAGAUGAAGUUCUACGCUGCUGAAGUUAUUUUGGGACUGGAGCACAUGCACCGUCGGUACAUCGUGUACCGAGAUCUAAAGCCGGCAAACAUCCUUCUGGAUGAGCACGGACAUAUACGCAUCUCUGACCUGGGGCUGGCGUGUGAUUUUUCGAAGAAAAAGCCUCAUGCGUCCGUCGGCACCCAUGGGUACAUGGCGCCCGAAGUGCUUUCCAAAGGCACUGCCUAUGACUCCAGUGCCGACUGGUUCUCGUUCGGCUGCAUGCUCUACAAACUGCUCAAGGGCCACUCUCCGUUCCGCCAACACAAGACCAAGGAUAAGCACGAAAUCGACCGAAUGACUCUUACAAUGAAUGUUGAGCUGCCAGACUCGUUCAGCUUGGAGCUGAAAGAUCUGCUUGAGUGCCUCCUGCAACGGGACAUUGAGAACCGACUCGGGUGCCGUGGGAGAGGUGCGGAGGAAGUGAAGGACCAUGCUUUUUUCAAAGCUAUCGACUGGCAGGUGGUUUCACACCAAAAGUACCCUCCGCCACUCACUCCCCCACGCGGGGAGGUGAAUGCUGCAGACGCCUUCGACAUCGGCUCCUUCGACGAGGAAGACACCAAAGGGAUUAAGUUGACGGAGAACGAUCAAGAGCUGUACAAGGACUUUCCUCUUGUCAUCUCGGAGCGUUGGCAGGCUGAGGUGGCGGAGACUGUGUUUGACGCCAUCAAUGCCGAGGCAGACAGCAAGGAGCAGAAACGGCGCGCCAAACACAAGCUCAUGUUUGUUCAGGAUGAGAAAGGCGAGCCAUCGAAAUUGGGAGACGUUGGUGAGUCCGACUGCAUAUUGCACGGGUACAUCAAGAAGCUGGGCGGGCCGUUCGGGGCGUGGCAGACGCGGUAUGUGAAGCUGUAUCCGAACCGCAUCGAGCUGCACACGGAAGGCGGGAAGCCGGACUUGAUUUUCAUGGACAAUAUUGAGGAGGUGAGCCCGGAUCUGGUUGCCAUCAAGGGGGAGCAGUGCAUAGUGCUGCGGCCGAGGGACGGACGCGUCGUUCUCACCAACUCUGACGACAUUGGGCUGAAGGAGUGGCUCGAGGCGGUGAAGACGGCGCACACGUGUUCUGUGAAGCUCCUGUCCAACAUGGCCAAGAAGGCGGGCAAGAUUUACGGAUCUGGGAUCGACGUAAGCGCGCCGCCGGGCAAGUCUGGUGGCCAUCAUGUGUCUUCAGGCGGGAGUGCAACAGUGACAGGAGGUGGUGGCGCCUCGGCCACUACGACGACCUACAUGCCUGCUGCUGCUGCUGCUGCGUCAUCCGCUAGUGCGGCGGAGGCGGCGUUCUCCUCUUCCUCGUCUUUUUCUUUUGGCUCUAACGGUAACUGAGUUUCGCCCGCCGUGGGUGUUCGUCUUCUCCACCGCCCAUCCCACGUGCUACUACUACUUGUCAUCCGAUCGGUGUCCUCCUUCCCACCAAAACCAAUCCUUGCAGUGUUAUCUGCUAUUUUUGUGAUAAUGCCAACGCUGUUGAAGACGCGAUUAUUUGACCGGGGAUUUUUUCUUCCUUACUUCCUUCUGUUGGGAGCAGUAUGAAAACUCAAAUGUUUUCAAGUCCCUGUCCGCUUACCUACAUUCACCCCUUCUUGUGCUUGUUUGGUUUCGAAUCAUUCCACAUCUGUUUUGGUUUGAUUUCGGCGAGAAUAUUGGAAAUAUUUCAGUGAUGAAGUCAGCGGGCGACCGAGUCAUGCUAUGGCUUCUCAUCACUUUCGUUCAAAUUAAUAUGAGGAAAGGCAUUAGUUGGCCGAUCAUUCAUUGAUUGGUCCUAGUACCUCAACGGUUUUUCUAGGAACUGCAACUUUUCCUGCUUUCAUUUGCGCAAGUGUUCAGCUCAAAAGUGCAUUUAUGGAAGCUGUCUGGAAUGUGGAGGGCAGAAUUGAUGGUUUUACAAUGAUCGGCUGUAUUUUUGUGCUGUUUCAAGCAUUUUGCUGAACUCGUCAAAGCCGGAUUGAACCGAAAUUUCUCAGUUCUUGAACGGACUCCCUGUUGAGCGGCUUUUGACGAUUUUCAUUCCUCAUUCGUUCCUAUUGAGCUGACGUUUUGGAAAGGCAAAAAUGCUUGGAGCAGCUACGUAAAUUGUUUUGUAGGAAACUUGGCUUCGUAAAUGGGGUGCAAUGAGCAAGAAAAAAAGGGGGGGGGGGGCAGAAGCGAGAGAGGAAGUGGCUGAAAAUAUAGUAGACCUGUGCGUGUAAGGAAGGAUUCAUUUGCCAAGUUUUUGAAGACGUUUUUGUGUUUGUACGGCCAUUGCCUACACCUACUUCGAUUGCUUCAAAUUGCUACCAUCACUGAAAUGUCUGCUAAAGCCGCCAAAAUUGUCAUGAGUAUGUCAAAUAUUGUCAUGGGUGUGUAAAAGAGUUUGCUCCUGCAAUGUUUAAAA
Molecule: messenger RNA, 3483 nt
Organism: Notodromas monacha
Lineage: Eukaryota; Metazoa; Arthropoda; Ostracoda; Podocopida; Cyprididae
Source: the annotation of a GenBank genome assembly